Molecule: messenger RNA, 1454 nt
Organism: Rhagoletis pomonella (apple maggot)
Lineage: Eukaryota; Metazoa; Arthropoda; Insecta; Diptera; Tephritidae
Gene: Ptpa
Product: serine/threonine-protein phosphatase 2A activator
Exons: 5
Coding region: 143-1294 (383 amino acids)
Biological process (GO): mitotic spindle organization
Cellular component (GO): protein phosphatase type 2A complex; nucleus; cytoplasm
Molecular function (GO): peptidyl-prolyl cis-trans isomerase activity; protein tyrosine phosphatase activator activity
Source: RefSeq, a predicted model, not a curated record
ACACCAGCACCUUUAGGCCGGAAUGCAACCCUUGUAACCUUCAAAAGGGAAUAAAACAAAACAAAUAUUUUUGUGAAGUUAUCAAAGUUUGCAAACACCGGACGAUAACAUUCGCUUACUUUAAAUUUUCAGCCAUAACACAAUGGAGGAACUUCGAAAAUCGGAUAUUCCAUUUGAGGCUUUUAGCGGCCAUGAGCCUUCAAAGCACGUAAAGGUGCCUCAGGAUAUAGCUAAAUGGCAACGUUCGGAAGCUUACUAUGAUCUGAUGGGCUUUAUAAACGCUGUUAGUUGCGCAAUUCAAGGAAAACGUAUUAAUGAUCCCAGCAUUUAUGUAUCGCCCAUAAUGAAAAAUUUAGUUGCUGUUUUUGACAAACUCAAUAAGCUAGUUGAUGAGUCGCCUCCAGUUGAUCAGCCUACACGUUUUGGAAACAAGGGCUUUCGUGUGUGGGCCAGUAAAAUGCAUCGCGAUAUAUUUUUAUACUUGAAGGAAGCACUGCCACAGGAAAAGUGUGAUCUAUUCACUGAACUGGGAUCCUAUCUAAGCGAAUCAUUCGGCAAUUCCGUGCGGAUUGAUUACGGUACAGGGCAUGAAUUGUCGUUUAUAUUCUUUCUCUGUGCACUAUUCAAGGCUGAAUUAUUGACGGAAGAAGACAGCGUAGCUUGCGUAUUACGUUUGUUCAAUACCUAUUUAAUUUUUGUGCGCCGCCUACAAAAGGAAUACCACUUAGAACCAGCUGGCAGUCAAGGUGUUUGGUCACUGGAUGAUUUUCAAUUUGUGCCAUUCAUUUGGGGCAGCGCUCAAUUAGCAUUCAAUAGCCCAUUUGAACCGGUGCGCUUCUUAGACGAUGAUAUUAUCAACGAGUACAAAGACGAAUAUUUGUUUAUUGGUUGUAUCGAUUAUAUCAACCAAGUAAAAACGGGACAUUUUGCAGAGCACUCAAAUCAGUUGUGGAGUAUUUCGGCAGUACCAACAUGGUCGAAAAUAAACAGCGGAUUGAUUAAGAUGUACCAGAAGGAGAUAUUGUCUAAAUAUCCCAUAAUGCAGCAUGCACUAUUUGGUAAAUUGCUCCGAUUUGAACCUGUAAAACCCGGUACGACUUUGCCUGUAGCACGUUUAGGUUUUAUACACCCUGCUUCUACGAAAUCGUCAAUGAAUUCAAUAAGUUCGCGCAAACUGGCUUCGCCAACGUUGCAAUGUUCGGAAAAGGAUGAUGAAAGUGUGUCCAAAUCCACAACAGUAUCAGAGACCACAAUAAAAACCAAGGACAUAGAUCUAACUGAAAAAUCGGGUUAAACCGAAACUUACAGCUUGUUGCUAAAAGAGGAAGUAAAAAUAUUUUAUGUAAUAUAUAAUGCUACUAAAUAUGCAUUUUAUUGACAAUUGUAAAUAGUAUCUUUUUAUGUAAGCUGAGCUGCAUUAAAUUGAGCGUUUUACUUGCUUGCAAUAGGUGCAA